Messenger RNA from Aspergillus novofumigatus IBT 16806, 467 nucleotides. The record is from the annotation of a RefSeq genome assembly. NCBI's taxonomy places the organism in Eukaryota, Fungi, Ascomycota, Eurotiomycetes, Eurotiales, Aspergillaceae.
AUGGCCUGCCUCAUUAUCUACUUACCAUCUACCUCGCUGCCUACCUUACUACCUGCCUUACUGCCUAUCUUCCUGUCUGCUUCACUGCUUACCUCACUGCCUGCCUUACUGCCUACCUACUGUCUACCUUGCUGUCUACUCGCUGUCUACUCGCUGUCUACCUCGCUGUCUACCUCACUGUCUACCUUUCUGUCUACCUCGCUGUCUACCUCGCUGUCUACCCUCGCUGUCUACCUCGCUGUCUACCUUGCUGUCUACCUUGCUGUCUACCUUGCUGUCUACUAUACUGCCUGUCUUGCUGCCUGCCUUACUAUUAACUCACUAUCUACCUCACUACCUGUCUCACUUUCUGCCUGCUGUUCUGCCUGCCUCAUGCAUGACCUUCCUGGGGCCUUAUGAUCUACUAUACUACCUUGCUUGCUAUCCUGAUCACUACCUCACUGCCUGCUGUUCUCCCUGCUAUUUGA